Molecule: messenger RNA, 1311 nt
Organism: Microtus oregoni (creeping vole)
Lineage: Eukaryota; Metazoa; Chordata; Mammalia; Rodentia; Cricetidae
Gene: Lxn
Product: latexin
Exons: 6
Coding region: 417-1085 (222 amino acids)
Molecular function (GO): metalloendopeptidase inhibitor activity
Source: RefSeq, a predicted model, not a curated record
CAUUAGAGGGAAAGCGUAUACCAAUCUGUACAUGAAACAGCCAGAGGCAGCUGAAGAACUCUAGAGGACCCACUGAGGCAAGGCUGGAAGACCCCUCCCUUGCCUCCUGAGUGCCCCACCCCGUACCUGCCCACCUGCCCAGCCUGGAGCCGGCGGGAGCCGGAGGGGAUGCCCGGGCUUUUCUCCAGGAGGCCCCCGCCUACCCCGGGGCGGGGCCCGGGCUCCUAGCGGCAGAGCCACAGCCCAAACAGUUUCCUGCGCGAAGGAGGAAGAGGGAAGGAAGGCGCUGAGGAUCACACACACCCAGCCCAGCUGCCGGCUUCUCCACCACCUCGGAGACCACGCGAGCCUCCGCACUCUGCAUCCACUGCGAACCCCUUAAAAACCAGGGCAGCCCGCACUCGCUGGUCAAAAAGAUGGAGAUCCCAGCCACCCACUAUGCCGCCUCCAGGGCCGCCUCGGUGGCGGAGAACUACAUCAACUACCAGCAGGGGACCCCGCACAAGGUGUUCCAGGUGCAGACCGUCCAGCAGGCCAGCAAGGAGGAUAUUCCAGGAAGAGGGCACAAGUAUCACCUUAAAUUUUCUGUGGAAGAAAUUAUCCAAAAACAGGUAACAGUGAACUGCACAGCGGAAGUCCUUUACCUGCAGCCGGGACAAGGUGCUGCCCCAGAGGUCAGCUUCACUUUUGACGGAGAAAUCGGCAAGAACCCGGAUGAAGAAGAUAACACAUUUUAUCAAAGGCUUAUGUCUAUGAAGGAACCACUACAAGCACAAAACAUUCCAGACAGCUCUGGAAAUGUGUCUCCACAAAUGAAGCCAGUUCGCCACUUAGCCUGGGUCGCCUGUGGUUACAUAAUGUGGCAGAAUUCGACCGAAGACACAUGGUAUAAGAUGGCACAGAUUCAAACGGUCAAGCAAGUGCCAAGAAAUGAUGACUUCAUUGAAUUAGAUUAUACCAUUCUACUCCACGACAUUGCGUCACAGGAGAUCAUUCCCUGGCAAAUGCAAGUUUUGUGGCAUCCACAGUACGGCACAAAAGUCAAGCACAACAGCCGCCUCCCGAAGGACCUGGGGGCGGAGUAAACAGAGCCCCUAACGCCCAGAUGAAAUGGAAACGUUCCUAAUGAUGGGGAUGACUGUCCUCACUGGCACCCAGCCUAAUACCAAAUGAAUCCCACGGAGUCUCUCUGUUUGUCUUAGCUACAGCACCGAGCUGCACAGAUUCCAUAAGCAAGAGUAUUACUACAUAAAAGUGUCUUUCCAACAGUAACAAUACUGUGUAUAUCCCCGAAUAAAAAGCCCGCUUCAG